This is a messenger RNA of Scomber japonicus (chub mackerel), 864 nucleotides long. Its product is annotated as F-box only protein 48. The coding region runs from base 80 to 583 and encodes 167 amino acids. Lineage: Eukaryota; Metazoa; Chordata; Actinopteri; Scombriformes; Scombridae. Gene Ontology annotation, cellular component: SCF ubiquitin ligase complex. Gene Ontology annotation, molecular function: protein binding. The record is from RefSeq and is a predicted model, not a curated record. The transcript has 3 exons. Gene Ontology annotation, biological process: SCF-dependent proteasomal ubiquitin-dependent protein catabolic process.
AGACAUUUAAACUCAGCUGAGAGACACAGCGGGGCGACGGCACCGAAAAAACAGGCUGAUCCAAACCGUCAGUAUUAUUAUGCAGCAUGACUCUGCGAGGACGAUGCCUGUGUUUGUUCUCUGUAAAGGAAAACCCUUCCUGAUCUCUGCCCACCACCAUGAUGAUGAAGAUGAUGAUGAUGAUGAUUAUGAUGAUGAAGCCAACCCCCACAACUUUGCUGAAGCUCUUCCGGAGGAGAUGAGCGUGAAGAUCUUCGGGGAGCUGGACGCUGAGAGUCUGUGCAGCGCCUCGCGGACCUGCAAGCUGUGGCACGACAUCAUCGAGGAGAGCGAGCAGCUGUGGAGGAGCCAGUGUCUGCUGGUCCGAGCCGUCUGUCAGAGAGAGGUGGACAGAGACAGGAGAGACGGCCUGUCCUGGAAGGUGACGUUAGUGAGGAACUACAGUCGCAGCUGUCUGAAGAGAGACUGGCUGCGAGGACGAUACAGCCACGUGAGCUCAGCGGAGGAGCUGAUGGGAAGGAAGAUGGUGCCGCUGGACGCAGAGACCUGGGGCGAGAUCCUGCAGGCCGAGCUCGACAGAUGACCCGCCGGAUUUAAUUUAAAGCACCUCGAGCACUUCUCACUGUCUCAUUUUUAACUCUAAUGUAUAUAUAUUUUAUACUCCUGUGUGUGUUUAACGGUAAUAAACACAAAUAAUUGUACAUAUUUUUUAAUCUUUUUAAAGAAAAUAAUGGUGGAUAAUGGUGAAAUGAAGCAAACAGAAUCAUUACUGGCUGAAUUUAGUCAUUUCAAAUAGUGAAAGAAAUCAAAGACAGAGCUGUGAUGUAAAUAUGGCUGAGAUGCAAUAAAUCACAUUUUUGAGAA